Chelonus insularis is the source of this 3330-nucleotide messenger RNA. RefSeq names its product WD repeat-containing protein 20. NCBI's taxonomy places the organism in Eukaryota, Metazoa, Arthropoda, Insecta, Hymenoptera, Braconidae. Bases 337 to 2247 code for a protein of 636 amino acids. The record is from RefSeq and is a predicted model, not a curated record. Gene Ontology annotation, molecular function: protein binding. The transcript has 3 exons.
CCCUAGAUAAGAUCAAUUUAGGGUUCUUUGCAGUAGGUUUUUUCAUUUGUGAUGGGCUCUGAUUAUACUAUUCUGUGGAGUUAGAUCACAAAUUAACUUAUAAAAAACACGAUUUACUAACUAAGAGACUUUUCUUGAAGCAUAGUAUAAAAUUGUACUGUGAUAUUUAGUAAAUUGUGAGAAAUAACAUUCAAUACAAUUUACAAGACAUACUUAAUAAAUUUACUGAUACAUGAGGAAACUAUUGGGGAUUAGAACGUGCUGAUAGAAGAUUCUCGAGUAUAUUUUACUUCGUUUAUCUCUCAUGAGCUCUUCUAUUGUAUCUCUCGUAGUAAGAUGGCUAUACAGCUAGAAGGCGGGGGAAAGGAAGAUUUAAAAACACAGUUUGUUACACGAGAAGGAACUUAUAAAUUAAUGACAUUGUCUGAAUAUUCAAGACCAAAUAGGGUAGGCAAUACAGACACUCGUGGAAGUGCUUCGGUGAGAGUAUCAUUCGUCACUUUACCGGAUCCAACUGAUCCCACAGGAGCUCAAGGUCUUGGCGAUCGAAUGUGCUUUAAUUUUGGUAAAGAACUCUUUGUGUAUGUAUAUCGAGGAGUUAAAAAGGCUGUAGAUCUAAACAAGCCAGUUGAUAAAAAACUAUAUAAAGGAACAAAUCCCACAUGUCACAAUUUCAAUCAAACAACAGCUACAGCCGAUACUGCCCCAUUGCUUGUAGGAUUUUCUACAGGUCAAAUCCAACUCAUCGAUCCAAUAAAAAAGGAAUUGAACAAAUUAUACAAUGAGGAGAGGCUCAUAGAUAAAACAAAAGUUACGUGUAUUAAGUGGGUACCUGGAUCAAGUAAUUUAUUUAUUGUAUCUCAUAGUUCUGGCCAACUUUAUUUAUAUAAUUGGGAACUUCCUUGUAGUACAACUUCACCGAACUAUCAACCUUUUAAAUCAGGUGAUGGUUUCGUCAUUCAUACUUGUAAAACAAAAUCAACAAGAAAUCCAUUAUAUCGUUGGAUUAUUGGUGCUGAAGGAUGUUGUAUAAACGAGUUUGCUUUUAGUCCAUGCGGUACAAAUCUUGCUGUAGUAUCACAAGAUGGCUUUCUACGAGUUUUUAACUAUAAUACUAUGGAAUUAGUAGGCUCAGCGCGUAGUUAUUUCGGUGGGUUUUUGUGCGUCUGUUGGUCACCCGAUGGACGAUAUGUUGUUGUUGGUGGUGAAGAUGACUUGGUGACAAUUUGGAGUUUUCACGAAAAACGAGUGGUGGCUCGAGGCCAAGGCCAUCAUAGUUGGGUGAGCGUUGUUGCAUUUGACCCAUUUACGACAUGUUAUGGUGAUGCUGAUGCUGAUUUUAGUGGAUCUGAUGAUGAAGGAAUCCAACAUAAUCAUAAUAAUUUUAAUGAAAAAUCUAAUCGAUUAUCAGCCACACAUCAAGAAGUUAAUUCCAACAGAAACUCUGUAGGCUCAGAAUUACGCGUAUCUGGCGGAACAUGCUAUAGACUUGGUAGUGUAUCUGAAGACACGCAAUUAUGUUUAUGGGAUAUCACAGAAGACGUAUUACGACAACCUGUUUGUGCAAAACAAAGAAUUUCAACAGCUGGUUCGGGUACUGUACCGAUAUCUGGAACAGUAACUAGUGGUAAUGGUAUGACAUCAAAUCAUGUACCGAAUAAUGUGAAACAUGCUAAUGUAAAUAAUAUGAACUUAAAAGACUCUAGUAGUAUCCACAAUGAUACUAGUAACAAUAGCACAAACGUAAAUUCGACAGUGUCUACUGUCAAUUCGUUAACCCAAAGAUUUGCAGGACUUGGUUUUGGAGAGCGUAAAAGUGAUAAUCAUAAACGAAAUUUCAGUCUGACUAUGAAGGGAACUGGAACAAGUAAUAACUCAACGAUAAACAACGAUAAAUCGUAUAACAAUUCAAAUGCAAGCAAUAUGAACCAUGUUAGUGGAAAUAAAAAAGGGAAUUCAAUAAUGGAUGAUCCUAUGCGAUUAAUCGGAACUGCUUGGUGUCCUAGAUUUGAUGAGUGUCCAGUACUAGAACCUUUGGUGUGUAAAAAAUUAGCUCACGAACGAUUAACUGAAUUAGUAUUUAGAGAAGAUUGUUUUGUGACAGCUUGUCAAGAUGGAUAUGUUUAUACAUGGGCAAGACCUGGUCACAUGGUAGGUCCUUUAACAAUAAGCAGUACUUUACAUAGACCACAUCACCAUAAUAAUCUUCAUACAAAUAUAAGUUCUAUGCGAGUAAAUGAUCUCUGAUGUAAAAACAUAUUAUUUAAUAACUUCAAAGCUAUUAAUGCGGAAUAUUUCAAAAAUUCAUUAAUAACUGUAUAUAAUUAAAAUUCAAUAUGUUUUAUUUGCAUUAAUAAUGAAUACAUUAAAUUUCAUUGAAAUAUCGAAAAAUAUAGAAUAAAAUAUUCGGAAAAAUAAAUACUAUAGAAUAAUUUGUAGUGCUUUAAAUGUGACUUUUCAGCAUUUUUAACCAAGAAUACUACAAAAAGUCAAGAAUAAAUUGUAUAUGUAUGUAACUUUGAAAGUUAUUUAAGCAAAAAUUGAGUCUAUUCAAUAUUGGUCUAUCUAAGUAUGAAGUAGAAAUUAUUUAAUUAUUCUUAUUCGUACUAGAAAUUAUAAACAUCUUUAAAACAAUAAUAGACAUUUUUGAAUGAUUUCAUAUAUUUUUUUACAUUUAAUUAUUUAAUUGCGUGCCAUUUAAGGAAGGGUGGAGAGAUUAAAUUUGUUAUGUUCAUACUCGACUGCAAGUAAUGAUAUAUUGUAAAGAUAUGCUGAACAUUACUGAGUUAAGCAACACGUAGUUUAUCGGUUAUUUUUCAAUACGACAUUAAAUUUUAUUUAUCUCAAAUAAAAAUGAUCCGUCCACAUAUCACACAAUUUAUGUAACUUUCAUUCUUUCAAUUAAUAUAGUUCACAUAAAAGAAAAAAGUCAACAAUGUGUGGAUAGAUAUUUUCAUCAAUGAAAGUUUCGAUUAAUAAUCUUAGAAAUCGUCUUUCUUAAUAGUAAUUAAAUCUUUGAUUUUUUCAUCUAUUAAACUCCGUGUUUUAUAAUCGUUUUAUGUUUCUAUAUUAGGGCAGGCCCCUUUGAAUUUCUAUUCUCCACUCUUCUUCGUUAAAGUUAAAUUAAGUUUAAUUGAAUGUGAGAAGGUAGCAUUGAUUAGUUAUCUACUGAUAAUUGAAACUAGUUUAAGUAUCAAGUUUAUCAUUUUAGUUAUCUUUCAUGUAAUAGGAAUUAUUGUAUAUUUAUAAACUAAUUCAAUGUAAUUAAAAUAAAUAUACCAUUCUAGAGAUAUUUUCUUGCAUAACAAAAAUAAGCUAUUAUAAUAACAU